AUGGAGGAUAACGAUGAUCCCGUUGUGUUGCUUCAUCAAAUACAAAAGGGCUAUGACGGAAAGGGAGCACAAGGCGAAGAGCAAGUGUUACAUGCCUCUCCACUUGAAUGUAGUAAGAAUGAAAGUGAAAUAAACCCCAAUUCUUCAGCGACGAAUAUAGCAACGCACGAAAGGCUGUCGAAGGUAUCCAAAAACGACCUUAAAAAAACACCUGAGUAUCGUGUGCAUCCCUUUCCUCCCGACCGCAGUCCCCUCGAUGGAGGGCCGCAUCGAAAUAAUGAGGAGGGAUUGGGGGGAAAAAAAGUGGCGACACUUAGUCUCUUUUUAGAGAAACUGAGCCAAAUGGAUGCUAAAAGCCAUCUGCCUUCGCUCCCAACGUACGAUGCGACUGCCGAGGCCAGACACGAAAAAAUUAAGCAGAAGAUCCGGGAGGAGCGCAAACGGAUGCUUGUGUUUCGAGACGUGGGGAUGGACUUGGACAAACCUAUCCUCUCACGCGACGUGUUUUUGAUGUUCAAGUACUUCUAUUAUGGCACUGAGUUUGCCAUUGAUAAUGAAUUGGAGCGAAUGUUGCGCUAUUUCAACGAGGAUGCCUUAAGUGAGUUAAAGAUUAUCGACAACAGUAAACUAAUGCGCGGCCCGUCGACGUUGUCGCGUCGGCAAAAAUCAUGGCCGCCACACCCUCACUCUGCCUUUUCAAGCCCAAGCAUCUACGCUGGUGGGGAAAACGCCGCAUGGGCACCUGAUGCGAAGCCCGCUAUGUCUCCCCUAGACAACCGUGCAAGGUUUGAUAGCGCUCCUCGUAUUUCCCACGCCAAGACGGGUGGCGCUGAGUCGUUGCCGUUGCCACCCACCUUUCCGAACGUUUCGUGUGCCAACAUGCGUCAGUUCUGUGCUGACUUCAACGCUGAGGUCUGUCAGGUGUUGCGCGACGCGCUUCGGCCGAGCCCCUUGCAGUCCCUUUUCGGUGGUUUUUUCACGACCACGAAGGCUGCCACGCCCGUGGCGCGCGGUGUGCAGAAGAAUUUUAGCUCAAAAGAUGCGUCGUUGUUUACCCCGCUUUCCGCGGGGUCCUUCCGCCGGCCUGCGCUCGUGAUUUACUCGCAGCUCGGCCAUAAGUUCGGCUCCACGGCGGACGCGAUGUGGCGGCGUCUGGCCUACCACACCAUCUGCCCGGCCCUGAUGGCGUACAUGCCCGAGGUCGAGGAGCAACGCACAGGAGCAGACGCCGCUGCGAAGGGUCCUCUCGAAUCAAAGCAUCAUCUUAAAACGACAACUCAUCGUAAUAUGCCUAUCGACGUGGUAUCGCUGCGUAGCAUGGACCUGUACAAGUAUCGGUGGGUACACAACCUCUACGUGCAGCGGUUUGCUCAAUCUCUGUCGAUGAAUACUCAAACAAGCAACAACGCACAAGGCAAUAAAAAAGAGGAUCACUUUGAGGCGGCAAUGGUGAACAAUGCGCUGCUGGCAUCCACAACCUUUCUGGGGACUAAGAUGUUGGAACCAUUCUUUACAUCGUUUAAUUUGCGUAAUUAUAUGUGCCCCUAUGCAAUGCUCGUCGAUCAUGAAGGUGUUGUGCGGUGGAUAAGUGGAGGCUGUCCGGACGCUUACGAGGCUGCCCAUUUUCCUGGUCUACUGAGACAACUUGAGAGUGAAUACUUCAAGAGCAAUAUUGCCCACUAG
Messenger RNA from Phytomonas sp. EM1, 1683 nucleotides. The record is from the annotation of a GenBank genome assembly. NCBI's taxonomy places the organism in Eukaryota, Euglenozoa, Kinetoplastea, Trypanosomatida, Trypanosomatidae.